AUGCAUCAUUUUCUUUAUGAAGACAAGAGCUUCUGGGGACACUGCUAUGAAUGUAGCAGUGACCACCUUAACCUGCAGCCCUCUGUGAAAGAAAGCAAUUUCAUCCAGGGGAAAAAAGGCAGCUAUGUCCAUCUCCCUGAGAUCUCCUCCUUCAAUGUCUUAGGUGGCUCUUGGGUGUUUUAUGAAAUGCAUAACUUCAGGGCAGACGGUAUUUACCGAAACCUAGGGAAUACAGAGAAGCACAGCAGCUACAGAUCUCUGAGGAAUGACUUCAGAGGCAGGAUGAUGAAGUUCACAGAUCUCCAACGGGACUUUCACUCCAGGGACAUCCAGUCUCGUAACAUACUCAAACGAAGGUGUGUUUUAUAUGAACAGCCACACUUACAAAGACAGAAGUAUCUCCUGAUAUCUGGCAAAUACAGGCGAUUCACCAAAUGGGGUGCCGUGACUGUUGAAGUUGAAUCCUUCCAACCAAGAGUGGAUAUUUUCUAA
Empidonax traillii (willow flycatcher) is the source of this 492-nucleotide messenger RNA. Its product is annotated as gamma-crystallin B-like. The record is from RefSeq and is a predicted model, not a curated record. Gene Ontology annotation, molecular function: structural constituent of eye lens. Gene Ontology annotation, biological process: lens development in camera-type eye; visual perception. Bases 1 to 492 code for a protein of 163 amino acids. Lineage: Eukaryota; Metazoa; Chordata; Aves; Passeriformes; Tyrannidae. The transcript has 4 exons.